Molecule: messenger RNA, 669 nt
Organism: Drosophila willistoni
Lineage: Eukaryota; Metazoa; Arthropoda; Insecta; Diptera; Drosophilidae
Product: protein D3
Exons: 2
Coding region: 29-571 (180 amino acids)
Source: RefSeq, a predicted model, not a curated record
CGCCAAACAGUUGUAGCCGAUCAGAACCAUGGACACCGCUGGAAUUAUUCCCGACAUUAUCGAUGUCAAGCCCGCCGCUAAGGCCACAGUUAAAUAUCCCUCUGGAGUUGAGGUCGAUCUGGGCAAGGAAUUGACUCCCACACAGGUUAAGGAUCAACCCACAGUUACCUGGGAUGCCGACGCUGGUUCACUGUACACUCUUCUGAUGGUUGAUCCGGAUGCACCAACCCGUGCAGAUCCCAAAUACCGGGAGAUUUUGCACUGGGCUGUGAUCAAUAUUCCCGGCGAUAAAGUAGCCGAUGGUCAGGUUUUGGCCGAAUAUGUUGGAUCAGGUGCUCCACAGGGUACCGGCUUGCAUCGUUAUGUGUUUUUGGUGUUCAAGCAAAACGAAAAAAUUGUCACUGACAAAUUCAUAUCGAAAACUACACGGGAGCCCCGCAUCAAUGUGAAAACUCGCGAUUACGUUGCAAAGUAUAAUUUUGGAGCACCUGUCGCUGGAAACUUCUUUGAAGCUCAAUACGAUGAAUAUGUUCCCCAACUCCAUGCUCAGUUUCAGAAGGAUGGACAAUAAAUGAUUCAUGCAGUUUUUUUCUGAUCAGCAUAGUUUACAUACAUUGAUCACAAAAAAGUAUGUUAUUUUCUUCUAUAAAAAAAUUAUUAACAAGACAA